This is a messenger RNA of Phycodurus eques (leafy seadragon), 648 nucleotides long. RefSeq names its product complement C1q tumor necrosis factor-related protein 3-like. The record is from RefSeq and is a predicted model, not a curated record. The transcript is spliced from 3 exons. NCBI's taxonomy places the organism in Eukaryota, Metazoa, Chordata, Actinopteri, Syngnathiformes, Syngnathidae. Gene Ontology annotation, molecular function: protein binding. Bases 1 to 588 code for a protein of 195 amino acids.
AUGGCGUCCUCGUGCUUCACCACCGUGGCGACGUUGCUCAUUGUGUGCGCUGCCGGCGGCCUUCAGGCUCAGUUUUUUUUCGGCGAUGAGCGCAUAGAGUUCGAACCCGAAACAAAAGUCCUCAUGAAACAGCUGGCGGCACGUGUGGACAAGCUGGAGAGGGACGCCGCUGAAGCAGCCAAAGCGCCGGUCUCCUUCGCGGCGGCGUUGUUCACCACAUCGGAGUGGAUCCACCUGGGCCCCUUCAACACAGACACCACCCUGGUGUUCAGGAAAGUGAUCACCAACGAGGGCAACGGCUACGACUCCAACACAGGCAUCUUCACGGCUCCCGUCAAGGGUCUCUACUUCAUCCUCUUCAACGGCAAUGUGGGGAACUCGGGCGCACUGAACGCGGCGGUGCUCAAGAACGGCGUCAACAUGUUCGCUAUCUACGACACCCAGGGCACCUUCAGCAGCGCCACCAACGGGAUGCCACUGGUCCUGGAGCAGGGAGACAAGCUGUGGGUCACUCUGUGGGCCAACAAGAGCAUAUUUGACCAGAGCCGACUCACAACCUUCAGCGGCUUCCUCAUCAAAGCCUUGUGAUAAGAAAGGGCACCUCGCAGGAAGCCACUCAAAGCCACGCUUGAUCACAUCAAUAAAAAC